This is a messenger RNA of Symsagittifera roscoffensis, 2100 nucleotides long. Its product is annotated as KH homology domain-containing protein 4-like. NCBI's taxonomy places the organism in Eukaryota, Metazoa, Xenacoelomorpha, Acoela, Convolutidae. Bases 952 to 1995 code for a protein of 347 amino acids. The record is from RefSeq and is a predicted model, not a curated record. Gene Ontology annotation, cellular component: nucleus. The transcript has 5 exons. Gene Ontology annotation, molecular function: RNA binding.
UAUUUCCUUCUCUUUCCCUUGGCGGGGGAGCUUUGUGGAGGUCUCGCUCUGCAUGUUCUUCAAUGCCUCGCCAGAGUGCAUUUCGACUGGGCGUUUGCAGAGCGGGCAAGUAUCGAUUGGUGUGAUUUCUUUGUGCAGUUACCGUUGCAAAAUCCGCUCUAUCUGUUCUAUGUUUUGUGGUCUUGUGGAUUUUUUAGCCCGCUUUUGGUCGACAUUUCGGAUUGCACGUGUUGCAGGUUAGUUUCAUUGUAUCUUCGAAUUGGAUUCUCGGAGAGACCUCUUUCCGGUCCGCUUAUUCUUCCUCCCAUGCCUGAAGGUUACUGUCUCUGGCUUCCACAAUGUUUCGUUACUUUUUCCUGUCUUUCACUUUCUCCAGUAGCUGAUGGUUGUUUGUCUCUAGAAGUUUUGUGGUGGACUUCUUUCUUUGCCGGGCCACCCUAAAACUACUUGUUUUGUUAGCCAUGUGUUAUCCAUUCGCAACACGUGUCAGAUUCUCCGUAGGGUUCUGUUUUCAAUCUUCAUUCUGAUGCUGUUAACUUUCAGAUUUUCACAUACUGUUACUCCGUUCAUGUUCAUGUGUUCUUCGGCCAUUUGUUAUAACGAUUGUUUCUUUUUAUUGCUCCAAAUGUGUCUGUAAAGCUUGUCAGCCUCUUUUUGUAGUUUGUGGACUUCGGAGUUAUUCCAAGGGCGUAUCGCACAGUCGAAUAGCCCCGUAGCUUCCUCUGUGGCUUCUAUAUUUUUGUUCUGUGGCUUCUACAUUGACUAUUCUGUAUAGUAGUUAAAGUGUUUCUUCUAUUUCGGUUCUUUGAUUGCGGAAAAUGCCUAAUAUCAGAGGAUCAUAAUCUUGAACAGACCCCAGGAAACAAAUGUAAUAAUAAGGCUUUGCCCACUAAUUCCUGUCAUUUGUGUUUGUUUAAAUUUUGCCAGGAACUCGGAAAUUUGAGGUCAAUCAUGGCAGUUUCUAGAACUAUCAGAGGUCCAGUAGCGUCAUAUCAACCUACCACUCCUCUGAACUUCUCUCUAAGUGUUGGACAGACUCCGACGUCAGCCACAAUGAACAAUAAGAGCCUCUCUCUCAAACAGAUAUGCGUGAGCAGUGAAAACAUCCAAGUUAGUGUGGUGAAGAGAGACGCAGUGAUCUAUGCGGCAGAACUAGAAAUCAACUCCCUCCCCAGCUCAGUGUGCGAGACACUCAUCAGAGGUCAAUUCCACUGCCAACUUGGCUCUUUGACAGGGGCGCAUAUAACUGUGAAAGGAAAGUACUUCUCGAGUGAACAGAAAGCCAAUUUCACCUCCACCGGAAGAAGUUUGCCAUUCAGGGCACUCUAUUUGGACAUCACUGCACAGAAUAUCAAUUCAGUUGAAGCCGCUUUAAAUCUUCUCUCGACCGCAAUCACAACUGCAAUGCAGAGUCAUUCUCCAAAACAGAGUUGUAGUGUGGCGCCUCCAGUUUCGGCUCAGUCGUCAGGACAAAUGCCUCCUACGACAAUAUGUCCAGAUCCAAUAGCAUCUCCGGGAGUCAGAAUGAAUCACAAUCAUGCUAUCAGUUUUUCACACAAGGCGACGAACUUGUUACCACAACCGGCAUUUCUACAACCUCCAACAAGACCAACUUUAAGUGCAAUUCAAUCUGUUGCCGAAAGUCAGUUAAUUAGUGUUCAACCAUUUGAGGACAGAUUGUUGGUUGGCAUAAAUAACGUGCCACCCACGUUUAACCUCGUGAACAAACUCCGAGGACUGAACAACGUCAACGUGAACUACAUUGAAGCGGAAUCGGGUUCCGAGAUAAGUCUCAGAGGACGUGGUUCAGCAAAAGGCCACGAUGCAAUUACUGAUACAGACUCAAAUCUGCCCUUGCACUUCUUGAUUCGCGCCAAGGAUCAGGUCUGUUUGAGUUCAGGCAAGCAGCUUUUGAAGAGUUUGAUCGAAACUACGAGACGAGAGCUCUCAGAGCACAUGGGCAUAGUAAAUGAAGCUGCUCCUUGGCAUCCAUGAACUCGUUGAAAUUAAUUAAUGACUUGAAAUGUUAUCAAAACUCGUUUUAUUUUGUAAUAGCCUUUAUGGUUGAAUGAAUUUGAAAUCUGAAUUUUAUAGCAAGUG